AUGCUCGCAAGUAGUAGCAAAUUUGACAUUCCUUCAUUUGCAUCAACACGUUGGAGUCAACUAUUCAUUUCAUCUAUCUUCAAUGCAAUUGCGGCAUCUUCACUUGUUCUUGUUUCUCUAAACAUAUUUCACUUGCUCCCGUACUUGACAAUGCCCUUGGGCAACACUACAAAAAAUGAGGCCAAAGUAAUUGCCCGCCGUGAAACUCUAUUCACUGAGGGUAGGGACUUAAAAUCAAAGAAAGAAGCUUCACCACCAGUGGAAAAUACUCAAAAUCUUGGAUUUGGCUCCUCAGCAGCAGUUUUGGAGGAUGAUUUUCGGCCGACAACACCGGGUUAUAGCCCCGGUGUUGGCCAUGCUUUCCCGGGACAUCAUGAUAUUGAUACUAAAUCAAAAGCACUAGAAAAUGCUCCAGGUGUUGGCCAUUCUGUUGCCGGAAACACGGAUGAUUUCCGAGCAACUAUGCCAGGUCACAGCGCCGGUGUUGGCCAUUCUUUUCCAACCAAAAUUGGAGAGCCAAAUCCAUAG
Molecule: messenger RNA, 528 nt
Organism: Ilex paraguariensis (yerba mate)
Lineage: Eukaryota; Viridiplantae; Streptophyta; Magnoliopsida; Aquifoliales; Aquifoliaceae
Source: the annotation of a GenBank genome assembly